Molecule: messenger RNA, 4109 nt
Organism: Conger conger (European conger)
Lineage: Eukaryota; Metazoa; Chordata; Actinopteri; Anguilliformes; Congridae
Gene: arhgef16
Product: Rho guanine nucleotide exchange factor (GEF) 16
Exons: 15
Coding region: 434-2602 (722 amino acids)
Biological process (GO): activation of GTPase activity
Molecular function (GO): protein binding; guanyl-nucleotide exchange factor activity
Source: RefSeq, a predicted model, not a curated record
UAUAGUUGUGCCGCAGUUAUAUAGUAUGCAACUAGCCACCUAGCUAGCCAAAACAUUUGGUCAAAGUUGUAGGUAAAAGCAAAUAGGCCUAUUGGAGUUUUUGAGUUAAACGACUUUCCAAUUAAUAACGUUCUGAGUGUAGUUGAGUACUUGAGAUUUAUGAUAGGUUUGUAGCCAUAUUCGACUUGGUUUGCGUUUUUUGUGCGGCGUUGACAAUACGUUGGUCAAGUCAGUUCGACCUUUCAGUUUUGCUCGGGAGAGGGCUGUUGAUGGUCAUAACUUGGAUAAGAAUCUAAAGAACAAGAACAAUAUGCACAUUUAUAUUUCAGCCGUCUUGAUGGGAACUUUUUUGUAUUUAGAACAAUGGUAGAUUGGUAGCCUCGGGCAGAUGGUGGUGAAGAUCUGAAUCUGGGGGACCGGAGCUCUGUGUGGCAUGUCUAAGAUGCAGUCCGACGCCUCCAUGGGUGACCAAGCGCCCCUGCUGCUGGCCCAGUGCUCGUCUACGAAUCCGCGGCCCGCCUGCCAAUCAGAACCUGCCGGCCAAUUGCAGGCGGCGCUUCAGCGGGCGGAGCUUCAGGGGGCGGAGCUGUCGAUGGCGCUGCCCCUGUCGGCGAAGGAGCCGAGGGAGGUGGUGCUGAGCACCCAGAGCCAGGCCGCCCUGAGGCUGGGCACCCAGCAGCUGAUCCCCAGGAACCUGGCGGUGGCCUCUCGAACCCGAACGCGCCACCACACCACCGUGGGCCUCGUGCCCGUGGCCCCGGCCCCAGCCCCUGCCCCGGCCCCGGCGCCGGCCCGCAAGGACCCCCGUCCCGCCUCGCGGCCGCAGCUCUCCUGGGAGGACUACGACAGCGACGGCGAGGGCGUCUCCGUCCGCCGGAACCGGCGGAACCGGUCCUACAAGGCGGCCGUCACCAGUCUGGACGCCCGGCUGAUGCCUGCGAGCGCGGCCAAGACCUCCCUCCCCGUGCUGAGCGAGGGGCCCCCGCAACGCCCAGAGGCACAGGCCGGCCAGCAGCCUGCGGCCCCUCCGCACGCCGCAGCCCGGCAGGGGACCGGCAAGAGGACUGUGGGAAGGAAGAGGAACCAGAGAGGGAGAGGAUCUUUUAAAGAUGAUCCGCGGCUCUACCAGGAGAUUCGGGAGCGCGGCCUGCACUCGGGCUGCCAGGACAUCGAGGAGGAGCUGCUGGAGGAGCAGGCUGAGACGCAGAGCUCCGAGCGGGACAUCGUCGUCAAGAGCUACCGGCCCACACACGUCACCUGGAGCCAGCUGCCACAGGUGCAGGAAAUGGGCAUUCUGGAGAGCAUCUCGGCGGAGGAGAGGAAGCGGCAGGAGGCCAUAUUUGAGCUCAUCACCUCCGAGUUCUCGUACCAGCACAGCCUGGGCCUGCUGGUGCAGAAGUUCCAGGGCAGCGAGGAGCUGCGUCGCACCAUGACCAACAUGGAGCACCACCACCUCUUCUCCAACAUUGCCGACAUCCAGGCCGUCAGUCGCAAGUUUUUCGAGGACCUGGAUAGUCGUCACCAGGACAACCCGUUGAUCCGAGACAUCGGCGACAUCGUGCGGGAGCACGCCACCACGCACUUCCAGCCCUACAUCACCUACUGCUCCAACGAGACCUUCCAGCAGAGGACGCUGCAGAAGCUGCUUGUAGGUAGCGGUGCGUUCAAGGAGGUCCUGAAGCGGAUUGAGAACAGCACUGAGUGUGGGGGUCUGCCCGUCAUCUCCUUCCUCAUCCUGCCCAUGCAGAGAGUCACCCGCCUGCCGCUACUGCUGGACUCUAUCUGCCAGAAGACGGACGAGGAGACUGAUGAGUACAUCAGUGCGAUGCAGGCGCUGAAGGCCAUCAGUAAGCUGGUGAAGCAGUGUGAUGAUGGAGCGAGGACCAUGGAACGCACGGAGCAGAUGUACACCAUCCAGCAGCAGAUGGAUUUCGGCAAGAUCAAGCCUUUCCCGCUGGUGUCAUCCUCCCGCUGGCUACAGAAACGAGGCGAGCUGGCUGUCUGCACUGAAGAGCUCGGAAGCUUCUGGAAGCCCUUCAGCCCCAAGAGCUACUACCUGUUCCUGUUUAAUGAUGUGCUCAUCGUCACGAGGAGGAAGAGCGAGGACAGUUACGUGGUGAUGGACUACGCCACCCUGGAGAACGUGGAGGUGCCACGGCAGCACUCGGACGGGCACGUCUCCCCUCCCGUCAGGCAGGGCGGCUCCUCCGCCUUCACCCUGAAGCUGCUGAUGAAGAAGAACAGCGACGGGCGGACCGAGCUGACCGUCCUCGCCGCCGAGUCUUCGCUUGAACGAGCCCGUUGGAUGACGGCGUUACGGAAACACAGCAAAGCGGAGAACAACAAAGGCAGCAAGGAAGGCCUGCGCCAGUGUGAGGUGACCAAAGCCUACCUCCCAAAGAGUCCUGAUGAGCUGGGGCUACAGCAGGCGGAGGUAGUCAUUGUCCUUCAGGAAGAAGAGGGGUGGUGCUACGGGGAGAGGAUGCGCGACGGAGAGACCGGCUGGUUCCCCGCGGGCUGCGCCACGGAGAUCACCAACCGCCUGGCCGUCGAGCGCAACGUGCGGCGCAUGGAGCGCAUCCGCAAGGAGACGAACGUCUGAGGCGCACCCCGGGGACGGCCGCGGGACGGGCCGCUGAACCCGGCUUCGCUGGUCCCCGUCAGCAUUUAAAAAGACAGGAUAAAACAGGACUGAGCUCGUUUCACCAUUGAAAACACAUAGGGACUGAACUCGGUUUAACAUUUAAAUACAUGGGGUGAAACAGGACUGAGCUGAGCUCAUUUUAAGAUUUAAAACACAGGAAUAAAACAGGACUGCGCUCGUUGUAAGAUUUAAAAACAGGAUAAACCAGGACUGAGCUCGUUUUCACUUGUAGUCACUUAGUGGACGCUUUUUGGGUGGCAUUGGCUCAGGAGAUCAGCAGUCGUUGGGUAGCCGGUUCAAUCCUGGCCUGGGUGUGUCGAAGUGUCCCUGAGCAAGACGCCUAACCCCCAAUUGCGCCUGACGAGCUGGUUGGGGCCUUGCAUAGCAGCCAAUCGCCUUAGGUGUGAAUGGGUGAAUGAGACGCAUCAAUUGUACAGCCCGUUGGAUAAAGACGAUAUAUAAAUGUAGACCAUUUAUCCAGAGUGAUUUAGAUUUAGAUUUGAGACUAAGCAGAGGACAAUCUCUCUUGGAGCAAUGUGGGGUUAAGGGCCUUGCUCAAGGGCCCAACCGCUGCGGAUCUUAUCGUGGCUAUACCGGGACUUGAACCACCAACCUUCCGGGCUACAUGCUAGGCAUGGUAUAACUAGGAAAACUUGAGCAGAAUGCCCUAGUUGUACAUUCUUUUUUUACGACCCAGAAAAUCUGUGAGCAACACUGCCACACUCACUACCUUCAGAUUCAAGUUAGUGCCAAAAGGGUCAUUAGACAUAUUACAGAAUAUGAAAUAUGGCUAAUAUUUUCAUUGUAAAGGAUUAGGCUGACAGCUGUAGCAGGGUCAAAUCACUUCAUGAUUUGCCGUACUGAUGGAUGUACACCUUUAAAUAGAAUUGUAAUCUGUUGGCUUAGACACUAUUAAUUAAAUAAAUAUUGAUUGAACAGGGUGUUAAUAGAAAAUGUGGGUUCAGUAAUGGCAGAAGUUACCUGUGCAUGUGCAUAAUUUGUAACAGCUCUCUGCCAGCAUACAAGAGCCAAGUGAUUAGCACUACUAAAUCAUUUUGCCUGUCACCACUUGCAGACAGGUAUUUUAGAGAGUUGAGUCUACCAUACCCCAUCUGUGGUCUCGACUGGAUAUAGUGCAUCAGCAUUUAGGCUCACUGCAACAUCUGCUUGUUGAUGUUAAUGCGUCUCAUGAACUGUUUUAUGAUAGCAAGUGACCUCAGACAAUACUGACCAUUAUGGAGAAAUGAUGAUUCAUUCUUACUUCACUGACUGUUUAUAGAGAUGGGAGUACAAGCCUAUGACUUCACAGUAAGCACUGCAUGAAAUGCCCAGAUUGAAUUUACCUGGCUGGUGGCAUGGCCCUACUCACAUUUGUACUGUACACACAAACCGCCAUUUUAAGUGCCAAUGGCCUCAAACACAACCAUAUUGGGUGAAGCACUCUCAAUAAAGACAUAAAACUCUG